AGGAUUUGGGUCUAAACUACUGGUCGAGCACAGCAACAACUUGAAAGUUCGAAAAUUCUUGGAAAGCGUGCCGCAUAUCAUGGUAUGUUUAUCAGUUGUUCAUAUUCAUAUAAGUAGAGAUAAAGAAUUAAUUGCCUAUUGAGUACACAUCAUACAGAUACAUGUGUACCCACCUAUAAAAUGUAGAUAUAGCUUGUCGUCAAGGUGCGGAUUGGAUUUUAAAUGACCUAUAUAGCAGCCUUUUCACAUGAAAAGUUUGAUCAAAAUUGAAUCGAUUAUGUUACAUUUACGUACUACUUUUGCUUCAAUUGCACGUCUGAUUUUAUUAAUGCUACUAUUAGGACAUUUUUAAAAGGUUUUCAGUAUUCUUUGUACUUUCCAGAAUUUUACUAUUCAAAAGAUUUCCUUCUGAUAAAUUUGAAACGUAUCAAUUUAGCAGUCUAUUUCUCAUAUUUUCUAUAAAAAAAAUUUAAGGGACUCAUCAAGGACAUCCACAAUGACGUUAUAGCUGAUGACUUUGAAAAUCUAAAAAAGCGAACUGAUGAUCCUGUCCCUGCUAUCGUCCUUUCAGCGAAAGACGGAAAUGGAAUGACACCUUUACACAAGGCUGCAGGUUUAGGUCGUUAUGCGAUUGCAGAAUACAUAAUUGCCAAGUAUCCUGAAAGCGUAUCAAUAACCGACACCAAAAAGCGCUCACCCCUUCAUUACGCUCCCUUGGCAAAAGAUGAUAACAAGACUUACGAACUGCUUGUUAAAAGCGGCGCUGAUGAAUACACUUUGGACAACAGAGAAAAAGCUCCCGGUUAUUAUAAGGGAAAGUUCAACGAGUUGGAAUCCAACUGGUUGUACGUGUUGCCCGAAUGUCCCCGAACAGCUAAACAAUCAUUCUUCAACGAAUACGAUUGGAAUCUUCUAAGUUCAUCUAAAAGCGACCCCGAAAUAAAGAAGCACAUAAAGACAGACAUCGAGAAACAUGAAAACGACCAACACAAAAAUAGAUCUGUUACAACGACCAGGAAAAGGACCGUCAGCAAGGAUAAAAUGACCAACGGUGAACGUUUUCGAAAGAAAUCGGAACAAGCGGACAGUCAAGAUGAAGAAAAUAGUCAGGAGGAUGACAACAUUACAACUACACGCGAGGAGCAUCAAGUGCACACAAGUAGCAACAAAACAAAUAGCCAAGAGGAAAAGGAAAAUAAUACAGGAGUAAAUUCCAAAAAGAAUAAACCAAAAUCGAUCCAAAAAAGCGAUUCAAACGGAAAAGAUAGAACAAAUACUGAAGAAGCAACAGAAAAUCCUCGCAAUAAAGAUUCGGCACCAGAUACCAAAAAAAUUACUGACAAACAAUCGAAAACUAAAUCUCUUGAUGAAGGGAGGAAAUCGGGAAAAGGCGACGAUAAAGGAGGAGAUAAAGGGAAACAUUUGAUUCGCGAAAAUUCCCAAAGGUCGCCUGCCGAAGAACAUAAUGUUAAAACUGGUGAAAAAGCAAAGCAGGGAUCGCCAGGUGAAACUUCGUAUGAAGAAAUGUGGCACCCUCCUCCUCCUGUCAGGGCCACUUCUCAACAAUUCAUCGACAUGGAAAGGGCCUCUUCAAGUGACAAGAACGUAUCGAAAACCGACGAAAACGAACAAGAUAAGAAAACUGAAAGCAACGAACAACAAAACAAAAGCGAUACUAAUUAUACGGUAUCGUACGUGGAAGGAUCCGGUGAAGGUGUUAUAGAAGGCGUUGUAAAUGGAGAAAACGAAGUAGAAUCUGUAAACGAAGAAGGUUCAGGGCAUAUAACGGAACAAGGACAAAAUUCAAAUGUGGUUAAUCAAUUAAUUCAUUCGGAUAACAUGGAACGGCUAGCGGCAUUGGUUUUAAAUGGAAAUGGCAACUGGCUGAUUGGACACAAAUCUCCUAAUCCCGAAAUACAGGCUUUUCUUGAUAAUGUCCCCGUAUAUAUGUCAAAAAUUCAUCGAAUUCAUUCUGCCGCAAGAAACGGAAGUUUGAAAGAUUUGCAAGCAGCUUUGGACAGGCGAAAAUUUGCUAUAGCAAAAGACAACAUUUCCCCAAACGGGGCAACAGCUCUCCACGUUGCAGUUUUAUUUGGGAACACGAGUAUCGUCAGAUACUUAGCAGGGAGGUUCCCGGAAACUGUAAAUACCACUGACGACAACGGCAGAACACCCUUACAUUUUGCAGCAACUUUAGACGAUAACGGACAUUACUACAAUCUGCUUGUCCACUUGGGAGCCGAUCAUACCAUUAAAGAUAAUAACGGUUUCACUCCAGAAUAUUACAAAACAAAGAGAAGUGAACUAUCACACCGAAUGCUACUAACGGAUUACGGGGGUGAAGAACUGGCAGAUGAAAUUUUAAAAGAUAAAGAUAAAUCGAAUAAUUCACAGGUGGACAUGCCUUUCUUUUGGACCGAAGAAGGGCGAUAUCUUGCUUCCUCGUUGGGAGAUCCCUUGAUAAAAGGACUGACUGAAAUUGCUAACAAACGUCCAGAAGAUCCGAUUGCAUAUCUCGCUUCAUAUCUUUCCAAUUUUUCGAAAGUUGAUGACGACAAUUGCAACAGCACCCCUAAUAAUAGUGCUAAUGUUAGUCAAAAUGGAAACGAUAAAACGAGUACAAGUUCUGGAAGAAACGAAUCGUUAAAACGAGAAAAGUCAUCGACUUCCAAGCACAUCGAUGUCGUAACGUUGGAUCCUAAUGCUAACAAUCCUGAAAUUGCAGAAGAAGUCAAAACUGCUUUCAAUUCAACAACCCGAGACGAACACGGACAAAGUAUGCUACACUUUGCUGCUGCAAGAUCACACAACAGAAAUGCAUUAUUUCAAUUACUUCAAGAGACAAAUAUAAACGUCGGCUAUCGCGACGAACUUUAUAGAACGGCGAGAGACAUUAGCAUUCAGGCGGACAUAACAGAAAAUACUCAGGAAAUUGAUAAAUACGUUUUCUAUAUCGCCUGCGAAGGAGACACAGACAAACUGGUAGAACUUCUGCUUGAAGGAUAUGAUCACAUUAUUGAUAUAAUGGAUGAUGCUAACGUCCCAAUUAUUGAGGCAGUUUCUCAGGAAAACCAACCCGAAACGGUCGCUUUCUUGCAAUCAAUUUUAACCUUUGAGGAAAAACGAGAAAGGGUUCAUUACGCUAUCAGACGAGGAAAUCUGAACGAAAUAAAGGAUAUGUUAGCUGACGAAAACGAAACAGGAAGUGGUAGAUUAUUGGCCGUGUGUAAAAAUAAUUAUGGACGAUGUACCUUACACAUCGCCGUUCUUUGUCAACAAGAAGAAAUUAUUGAGUACUUAGCGACACAAUUUUCGGAAUGCCUCAGUAUUGGCGACAACUUGGAACGCACAGCAUUACAUUAUGCAAUGGGGAUUGAAAAAAUUGAGUCAAUCAGCGGAAUUUUGAUAAAGGCAGGGGCAAAAAGGGUUGUAAAAGAUUUAAAGGGGCGCCAGCCUACAUACUACUUUAUGAACAAAUCCGAUAUAUUGAGAUUACAAGAAGAGGAAGAAAUGUUUUAAUUUUUACAACUUAUAAUACCAACAUACAAAAUUAAAUGUAGAAUAGUACCUUAUAGCGUAGUACGCACCAAGGGAAAAAAGUGCGGUAUUGCCCAUUGCCAAUUACCACCCCACCCGUAUAUGAUUCUUUACCAAAACCCCUGUCCCAAAAGUAAGAUAAUUUCCCAAUAAGGAAUAAAUGGUUUUUCUAAACCGGGAGUCAAUACUUUCUUCCCUUUGUGCGUAAUACAAGUACCUACUAUUUAACUAGUACCAAUCACCUAUUUUUUGAUAAGGUAGCUAAUUAUUUAUCCAUUAUAUAAGUACAUCUUCAAA
Molecule: messenger RNA, 3834 nt
Organism: Agrilus planipennis (emerald ash borer)
Lineage: Eukaryota; Metazoa; Arthropoda; Insecta; Coleoptera; Buprestidae
Exons: 13
Coding region: 589-3519 (976 amino acids)
Molecular function (GO): protein binding
Source: RefSeq, a predicted model, not a curated record